AUAGUGGCUCUUUAAUGCCGAUUACAUUUCACACAUUUUUCAUCAACUCAGCUGGAUGUUAUCUGAGGACAGAGAGAGGGAGAGCCCAAGCACGCCGCAACUGAAAGCGAAACUGUAUAAAAGUUACUUUCACUUUGUCACACGCCAGUGAAGAAUCAGCAACUAAACCGCCAAGAUGAGCGAUAUGGAGUUGAAAAUUGUGCCCUUCAAGCCAGGAAUGGAACUGAAGGUCAAAGGAGUCCCCAAAUGUGGGUGCGAUCGUUUCUCGAUCAAUGUGGGCCACUCCAGAGGAAACGUUGCGCUGCACUUUGACGUACGCUUCAGCUAUGGCAAUGACCAACGAGUCAUCGUCCUGAACACCAGGAAGAAUGGGCACUGGCAAGAAGAAGUGAGAGAUAGAUGCUUCCCUUUCCAGCCUGGGCAGCAGUUUGAGGUGACCAUUGCCUUCGCUGAUGGCAGUUUUUACAUUAAUCUACACAAUGGCCAUGUGGUGCAGUUCCCCAACCGUCUGGGUGACAAACAAUAUGAUUCCUUAUGGUUCUAUGGAGAUGUCUUACUCAAUGGCCUAUCUGUUUAAUAAAGACCAAUCAGGAGAUUAGCCAGCCCCUUUCUGGCUCCCGAUUUGCAGAUCUGCUUCUGCAUCCUGCUUCCUUCCUACAGCUGUGCUAUGACUGCACUUUGUCCCUCCCAGACAUCAGUGCCUUUAAUCUUGUGCUUCUCUGCAACAUUUAACAGACCCCCUCUGGCGUCUGUCCAAACUCACUGAGUAUGAGAAUCAGUACAGCUUCAAUAAUAAAUCUCUUGUUGUAGUCUAUAUUCCCGGUCACUUGUCUCUGUGUCUGUGUUCCUUGAGCUGCUUCACUCCCCUGUACUUGUGUGAUUUCACUAUUCGGGUGGUUCCGGGUUUUCGUGGUUUCCCCCCUUCUUUCCAGUCUCACUUUACUUACUUUCUGCUUAUUUCUAGUUUUACUCAUUUCUACUAAUCCCUACUAACUUAUAGAUUGUAAAGUACUAACCUCACUAAUAUACUAACAUGUGAAUAUUACUAAUGGACUAACACACACUAGUUUUGGGUUUUUGAUAGUUUAGAUCACUAUACUAAUACAUUAACCAGUCUCCCCUUUUCCAUGCUGCGCUGUAGCUCCGCCCCUUUUAUUUCUAGCCUGCUCUAACGCUGAGUUCUGCAAUUGCCUGCACCUGUCUCUUGCUCUGACUGCACCUCUCUCUCUCUGCACGUGUUUUACCUGCUUCACCCAGGCCGUCUAUUAUCAUUGUUGUCUAUGUGAUUCCAGUCCGCGUUUUUUCAGUCCCCUGUCAUUGAAUUAGUUUUCCUAAUGUUCUUCACCUGGAUGUUGUUUGUUACUCCUCUCUCACUCACUUAACCCCUCCUUGAUUGUUAUCUUCCCCAGUGUAUAAAUGUCAGUCUUUUCCACCUGUUCAGUGUCAGAACGUUGAUCGAAUUCAUUGUGCCGAUUGUUAGUAAGCCUUUGUCUAUCGAGAUUCCUGCGACACCCCUUUGUAGGACUUCGAGUUUGCCUGCCCCUUUUGGUUUUGUUUGCUUCUGGUUUGACCUUCGCUUUGCCUUGACCUCUUUUGCCUGUCCCUUUGUACCUUCGCCACUCUGAUCUCCUGGUUUUUGACACUUCGCCUGUUUUUUCACUAUUCUUUUGGAAAUUCGAUUCGGCACCGUACUCUCUGAUUACCUGGCUUCGAACCUCGGACUGAAUAAAGACAACGUUUUUUGGAUUUCCCUGGUCUGCGUGUGGGUCCUUGCACAGAACAUCACAUCUCUGUCAUGAGCAAAUCUACUCAUGGUGUGUGGCUGUUCAUUGGGGGAAGGGGGUCCAGUUCUUACUACAGAUAUUGUGUAUGAACAGGUUUUUAUGAAGUCAGAACUUGAUAAACAUGUUUUACAGUA
Molecule: messenger RNA, 1918 nt
Organism: Anguilla rostrata (American eel)
Lineage: Eukaryota; Metazoa; Chordata; Actinopteri; Anguilliformes; Anguillidae
Product: galactose-binding lectin l-1-like
Exons: 4
Coding region: 176-577 (133 amino acids)
Molecular function (GO): laminin binding; carbohydrate binding; galactoside binding
Source: RefSeq, a predicted model, not a curated record